This is a messenger RNA of Trypanosoma cruzi, 2232 nucleotides long. RefSeq names its product calpain-like cysteine peptidase, putative. The coding region runs from base 1 to 2232 and encodes 743 amino acids. Gene Ontology annotation, molecular function: calcium-dependent cysteine-type endopeptidase activity. The transcript has a single exon. The record is from RefSeq and is a predicted model, not a curated record. Gene Ontology annotation, biological process: proteolysis. NCBI's taxonomy places the organism in Eukaryota, Euglenozoa, Kinetoplastea, Trypanosomatida, Trypanosomatidae.
AUGAGUUCUAUAGAGGACUUUGAUCGUCAUGAUACUGAGGAUGAUGAGUUUGACGACGACAACAUCAGGGAGUCUGCGUACCCCAAGAAAGAUCCACACAGGAAGUACACAUUUGCCAACCCUUCCGUUCAAGGGAAGAGCACUUCGGUGUUCAGCUCCGGCAUGUUGUACAAGAUUUUGAGAGAGAAUGGUGAAUUCUUUUUUUUUAAUGACACGUUGCAGUAUGUCAUGGUGGUGCGGGUGCAGUGCCGGUUGUGGGGAGAUGAGGCGAUCGACGAGAAGGUCGUUCAGACACAGAUGGGGAAUGGCGAGACGGAGCUUACACUGGCAAUUCCACCGGAGGCAACUUGCUUUUUAAUGAAGACUGUAAGAGAUCUUCCGAGAGUUUGGGCGAAGGGCGUUGCACCGCCAAAAGACUUUGUUGCGCCUUCUGUGAAACGUAACAUGCAUGACAUUGAUGUGAGUAUCAACAAUGUUCGGUCAAAAUUAGGGCAGUGGAGCCGCGCCGGAGACCAGAAAUCCCUUUUAAAAUGCUGUCUUCAUAACGGUCUUAGGUUUACGGAUCUUGAGUUCCGUCCAUCUGCCAACUCCUUGUGUCGUCCAGGUGUUGACACGGCGACAUUCUCUUUUCUGACGUGGCGACGACCUGUGGACUAUUUGAUGCUCACAGAGGUGGGACAAGCCCGCCUUUUUAGAAGAGAUAUCUCAUCUCAUUUGGUACGCCAAGGCUCUUUAGGGGACCACACUGUUAUUGGAGGUAUUGCAGCCGUUGCCAUGUUUCCUUUUCAUGUCCGUUGGAUGUUUCGACACCCAGUAAGCUCAGCGAUUGGAAAACGCGAGCGUGAGGUCGGUGCAUACCGUGUCACUCUUUGUGUGGGAGGUUGGUGGACAACACUACUGUUGGAUGAUUACUUUCCAGCAUCGCUCAAGGCACCAUUGUUUGCGAGGUGUGCGGUUGACCCACGUCGUUUGUGGGUAUCUUUCUUGGAGAAGGCGUACGCCAAAGCUCUUGGGUCAUAUGCAGCAUUGUGCGCUGCCGACGCACUUGAGGUCUUGACGGACUUUACUGGCUUCCCGUGUCGUAAUUUAGAUGUUUUAUGGUCAGAAGCCGCAAACGACCCUGAAGCCGCAAAGAAUCUCUACAAAUAUAUUCAUAGUUGCGCCAGACGUCAAUUCCUUAUUAUGGUAUACACUCCUUCAUUCUUGAAACCCAGCUCUGCACCUUUGAUGGAUAAUUCAAGUUGCCCAUCUACGCAUUUUGUGGGUUCUGGUGAGGGGGUUUCUUUCUUUUUGCCUGGCCAUGUUUACUUUAUCACAGAGACUCUCUACUGUGAGGAUUUGGAUCUCCGCUUGGUGCGAUUGAAGAAUCCGUGGACGUGGAGUGCAGCUGGAAGAACACACAGGCCGUUUGGGUGGAAACGUUCCAAGUGGUUUGAGCAACCAGAGAAUAGUACAACCAUGGGAGCCAGCAGCGUCAUUUUUCAGUCAAAGGGUGAAGAUGGCCGCGGGGGUGGUGAUGGGAACGCGUUGAAACAAAAGGAGUUGGGAACCAUGUGGUUGGAAUGGUCGGAGGCUUUCCGUUCAUUUGAGGGCGGUGGUGUCUGCUACACCCUUUGGAACUGGAAAGAGUACCGCAUCCGAGGCCGUUUCUGUCAAUGUAUUCCCACCGUUGUUCUUGAGGUCCGGGUUGAGCAGAAGGCGGAGUGUAUUCUGACGAUUUCGCAGGAAAGUAGGCUGAGGCGUCUUGGAAGUGCGAGGAAAUUUAGAUAUGAUGCGAUGCUUCUUUUUGUCUCGCGUCACAUGGCCGCAUCGAAUAUGGAGUCUCUUGCGUGCACGAGCUCCGGUGACAUUGAGUCUCCGAGCGACGGUUUUACGUACACCGCGGCACGAGACGUGUCUGUGCGGUGCAUCUUUGAACCCGAGCACAGCCCGUAUUACGUGAUCCCACGUGUGUACCAUUUCAGUGAUCGGGAAGAAACACCGUUUGUUCUUUCCUUUCUAUGCGAAACGGUGAUUGGGGGGGAUGAUGCCCAGGUACACUUCCGCCACUUGGACCCAUCCUGUCGCGUCUUUCAAGACAUGUCAUCCUUCACGGUGAAUGCGGAGCUCUGCCGUCCCGUCACGGCAACCUAUCAGUGCCGAACUCCUGCUGGUGUCUCGGCCUACGAGGGUCAAUGCAUCAGACAGCAAAAUUGGCGCGGUAUGAGACAGAUGCAUUCGGAUGAUGGCUGA